AUGUCAGUCAAGGAGUACGGCAGUCCGCGACGCUGUUUGCCUCACAACUUAUCGUAUCCGAACUACAUCUACAACGAUCGCAAUGCUCCGCUAUCGUUAGCCCAUAACACGCGAGAAAAUCCACGAGGUUAUCCCAUGGGCGGCCCAGUGGGCGGUAUGCAUAACCGAGCCAGCAUGGAAGAACCCAUGAUGGGAAACGGGCCAGCGAGACGUCGCAUUGCAGUAGCGUGUGCGCGUUGUCGGAAGAGGAAAAUUCGGUGCAGCGGCGAUCCUGGAAACGGCAUUGGAUGCCUCAACUGUCGACAAGCUGCAGUAGAUCCAACAAAGUGUCAAUUUCACAGAGUGGGAUCCGACACCGUACACAAAGUUAUGGACGACAGGGACAUGGCUUUCAGUCUCAGUGGUAUGGCCACUGGGCAUAACAUAAUGUCCAUGUACUCUACGGAAGGCAACGGCGCUCUUUACGCACGCGCGAUGCCGACUCAGCAGUACUCGCAACUUGACUCGAAGCCGGCCUAUCAACCAACCUGGACUCUACCUUAUUCCGAAGACACAUCACCGGUCGACAGUUACUCUCUCGACCCCUCGCCGGCAUACCUAACUCAGUCUACAGCAAUCGCAAACGCAAACAUGUACACGCCUGCUUAUCGCUGGGCUCAGCCGACUUCGAAGUCUUUGCAGCAGGGAAGCACAUACUUUGACCAGGACUUGCAAUUCGCUCAUACAAACGCUCGACUAGCCACACCUUCAGACGUAUCCCCUCUCAAUACCGGCAUGUCUUCUCUGCAAUUGGCUAUCCCUGAGAGGCCCCAUCCACGACAACCUCUCCCUCUGGACCCCAGUGUGCCUAGGAGACAACUGCCAAUGCCACAACCGAGCCCAGCUCAGAGCAGUCAUGUUGUAGACCAGAUGCAAGAUGCUCGUCUCCGCUCGGCUCAGGCUAUUGGUACUUCGGGUAUGGACGGUAGAGGCUCGUUUGCGAAAUCGUUACUACCGUGGACCACUGACAGCGAGAGUCACGCCAACGCAUCCGGGGCGACAUCUGCAGAUGCCUUUACGCAGCUGAUAUCCCCGGUCAUGCCAGACAACGCGGAGAGCAGGAUGAGCUACAUGCCAAAUACAUCGUCGACCGCGGACGAUGCGACUGCAACCACCACUGCAUCUCAGCUAGAGCUAAACUUCAGUACAUCUGGUUUUCUCGAAGGGAUGAGUGCGCCGGCCCCAGCGACAAACUACUCCUAUGUCCGUGAGACACGCCCAAUGACACGCCCAGCCUCACAGACAAAUCUAUACAGCUACAGCCCUGUCUCGUCGUCAAAGCGGAACUCGAUAAGUGGCGAGUCAUCGAGCGAUUGCACACUCGUCAGUGGUCAUCGCUACACACCUCUCAGCCACAGCCAAACACGGAGCUCCCUAGGAAAUCGCAGUUUGCAUCGCGAGACGUGCCAGGAUCGGAAUAUGCAGCCUGUGCAGCUCCACCGCACUUCUAUGGGAAACCUCAACAGCACUUACUGA
Alternaria rosae is the source of this 1515-nucleotide messenger RNA. RefSeq lists its product as uncharacterized. Gene Ontology annotation, molecular function: zinc ion binding; DNA-binding transcription factor activity, RNA polymerase II-specific. Bases 1 to 1515 code for a protein of 504 amino acids. Lineage: Eukaryota; Fungi; Ascomycota; Dothideomycetes; Pleosporales; Pleosporaceae. The transcript has 3 exons. Gene Ontology annotation, biological process: regulation of DNA-templated transcription. The record is from RefSeq and is a predicted model, not a curated record.